This is a messenger RNA of Candidula unifasciata, 885 nucleotides long. NCBI's taxonomy places the organism in Eukaryota, Metazoa, Mollusca, Gastropoda, Stylommatophora, Geomitridae. The record is from the annotation of a GenBank genome assembly.
AUGUCACAGACGAGAGCGUUACAUUUCGUCUUUAAAGUUGGAAAUAGGAAGGAGACAGUCAAAUUUUUCCGCGAUGUUCUCGGAAUGAAGUUUCUCCGUCAUGAAAAGUUUGAAGAAGGCUGCAAAGCUGCGUGCAAUGGGCCAUAUGAUGGUAAAUGGAGCAAGACCAUGGUUGGGUAUGGACCUGAAGAUUCACAUUUUGUAAUUGAGCUUACUUACAACUAUGGCAUUGGAAGUUACAAGCUGGGUAAUGAUUUUCUGGGCAUCACCAUUCACUCCAACACCAUCGUGGAUAGAGCACAACAGUGUGGUUACCCCUUCACCACGGAGAAAGAUGUUAGUAUCUUAACCUCACCUGAUGGCUACAAGUUUAACAUUAUCAACAAGGCUGCACAAGGAGAUCCAGUCAAACAGAUUUCAUUAGCUUCCUCGAACCUGACACAAUCAGUGGAUUACUGGAGCCGACUUUGUGGAAUGACCAUCUACAAUCAAGAUGCGAAAUCAGCCAUUCUCGGCUACGAUGAGAACCAGUGCAAGCUAGAGUUGGUUGAUAUAGGGCAGAAGGUGGAUCAUGCUACAGCGUUUGGGAGAGUUGCAUUUGCUUGUCCUGGUGCAGAAUUACCAAGUCUGGAAGAAAAGAUGAGGUCAGAAAACCAGACAAUACUGACUCCACUGGUUAGCCUUGAUACGCCUGGGAAAGCCACGGUUCAGGUUGUCAUCCUAGCAGAUCCUGAUGGACAUGAGAUCUGUUUUGUUGGAGCUGAAGCAUUUAAAGAGCUUUCUCAAGUUGAUCCAGCAGCCGAUGAUUUGCUACAGAAGGCAAUUGAUGCGGACAAGAGUGACGAAUGGUUUGCAAAGAAAGGUAAAUCAAAAGAGUCAGCCUAA